Gracilinanus agilis (Agile Gracile Mouse Opossum) is the source of this 761-nucleotide messenger RNA. Its product is annotated as bone marrow proteoglycan-like. The record is from RefSeq and is a predicted model, not a curated record. Lineage: Eukaryota; Metazoa; Chordata; Mammalia; Didelphimorphia; Didelphidae. Gene Ontology annotation, biological process: immune response. The transcript is spliced from 5 exons. Bases 1 to 639 code for a protein of 212 amino acids.
AUGAAGCUCCAUCUGAUCCUCUCAUUUGUCCUGCUGGGGACAGUCUCCUCCUUUCAUUUGAAGAAUGAGGCUCUCAAGAUAGAGACACCAGAGGAAGAAGAGUCACAGAAUCAAGAACAAGAGACGUCAGAAGAAGAGGAGAUCCUGACUUCUGGGGAAGGUGACUCCUGGGAGGAGAAGGAGAAAGCCACAGAGUUAGUUCCAGUCCCAGCUAUCAAGGAAGAUAUUAAUGUGUGCCCCAAGGAAGAGGAUGUCAUUCAUUUAACAGGCAGCCCAGAGUGUCAGACGUGUCGAUAUCUGUUCAUCAGACAAGCAAAAACAUUUCAACAAGCACAGUUCAUUUGCCAGAGUUGCUAUCGAGGUAAACUGGUAUCAAUUCAUAACUUUCAAUUCAACCUUCUACUCCAGACAUCAGCUUGUGGAGUCAAUCAGGGUCAGGUCUGGAUUGGAGCCAGUGUCUCUGGUUGGGAUCCCUGUUUGAGAUUCACCUGGUUGGAUGGGAGCAGAUGGGAUUUUACUUACUGGGCACCAGGCCAUCCUGGAAAUAAUUGUGGCAACUGUGUGGCUUUGUGCACAAGAAGUGGUUAUUGGAGAAGGGCUCCAUGUGUCCGUCAUCUACCCUUUUUCUGCUCUUACUGAACCAGGCCAAUCCAUAGACUUUCCAACGGCUGUCAGAAAGACUCCUCUGCAAUGUCUUCUGUUAGUCCCAUCCCUUCCCUUUCCUGGGAUUCCAGGUCUCCUUCAUUUGCAAUAAACUAGAG